AUGAAGGGCGCACUUGUGGUGACGGCAGCUCUGAGCAUAGGAGCUGCAUCUGCCCGCAGUAUUCCCAUCCAGGCCCGCAGCCCAUACGGUACCGAUGGCGGUGGCGGCAGCGGCAUUAUAGGAGUCGAUGUCAAUCAUGAUACUAAUCCGAAAACCCAAACGGCUGUGGAGAAGCGAUUCUUGCCCCUUAUUCCUAUAGUUGCAACAAUGGCCGCCCCAGUGGUUGGCAAGGUCGUUGACAAGAUUGCCGACAAGGUCUCUGGAGGGGAUAAGAAGAAGCAGGAGGAGGAGAAGAAGAAGCAGGAGGAGGCGGCGGCAGCCGAGGCGGAAGCAAAGAAGAAGACCGAGGCGGAGGCGGCCGAGGCGAAGAAGAAGAAGGAGGCCGAUGAUAAGAAGAAGAAGGAGGAUGAAGACAAGAAGAAGAAGGAUGAGGAAGAGAAGAAGAAGAAGGCCGAGGCGGAUAAGAAAAAGAAGGAGGAGGAGGAGAAGAAAAAGAACGAACAGAACCCUGCCGUCGUGCCUGUGCCAGUUUCUACCGACCCGAACACCACCACCACCACCACUGGAGAGCCUGGUGUUGAAGGAGGCGUGCCCCAGAACCAGCUUCCUACCGAGGGUGCUGAGGGUGUUCCUGCUUCGGUACCCGGCCAAGCGGUUGAUCCUUCAACCGGUCAAGUUGUCGAUCAGUCGGCUGGUCAAGUUGUUGAUCCGACGACUGGGCAAAUCGUUGAUCAGACAAAUGGGCAAGCUGUCGAUCUGUCGGCUGGCCAAGUUGUUGAUCCGCUGACUGGUCAAGUUGCUGAUCAGUCAAACAGUGCUGUUGAAGGCGGUGCCACUACUUUGCCUGUUGAAGGGGCCACUGGCAUGGAUUUCGCACAAACUGUUCCCGGUGCUGCUACUGGUGCUGAUUCUGCUGGUGGUGCCACAGAUCUGGAGGGUGCCGCUUCCGUGCAAUCCCCCGCCGCCGGCUCUACCGGGCUACAAGACGCCGCGGCCCUGCAACCUCAAACCGCCGCUGCCAACGUCGGAUCUGCCGGAGCUGGCCUCGGUCAGGAGGACACGUCACUUCUCGCUGCCAACCAGCUCACUCAAGGCGGCGCCGCCACUGCCCAGGCCCCUCUCACUCAAAACCCAGCAGCCGCCCAGUCAGUUCCCAUGACAGCCGGUGGGGUCGCCGGCCAGGAUGACCUCGACACGUACGCCCAGCAGUCAAACACUCUCGGCGCGCAGUCUUUUGCCGCCGCCCCGGCUGCAGGCAUGCAGGGGGUCUACCGUCGCGACCUUAGCCUCGCGGCUGGUGGUUCUGACAACGCCGCCUUGGAGAAGCGAAUUGUACCCUCGGCAGUGAUGAGCCUCGUCUCGAUGGCUCCAGUGGUGGCGCCCGUCAUCAGCACGGCUGGCGAUCUUGUCGGCAAGCUUGCCAAGAAGAUCAAGGGCAAGAAGGAUCCCGAGCCGGCUGCUAAGCCAGUCACUGAUCCGGCUGUUGCACCGGCGCAGCAGCCAGCUGCUCAGCCUGCUGCCCAGCCCGCUGCCCAGCCUGUUCAGUCGGUUCCCCAGCAGGGUGUGCCGACUAACAACGAUCCUUUGAUGCAAGGUGCCGAUGAUCUUUAUGACGACCAGUUUGAGGAUGAAUUCGAUGAUGGCCUUGGCCCCCUUCCUAGUGCCGGUGCCAGUGCCGGUGUCGGCGCCGGGAGUGCGGGUGGCCUCGGUGCCGGUACUGGUGUUCCUGCGACUGGUCUCGGUGCAGGCACUGGUGCUGGUGCUGGUCGUGCAGGUAGUCUUGGUGCUGGUGCUGGUGCUGGUGCUGGUACUGCUGCUAGUACUGGUGCUGCUACUGGUGCUGGUCGCGCAGGUGGUCUCGGUGUUGGUGCCGGUGUUGGCACCGUUAACCUUGGUGUCGGUGCCGAUUCUUACGGCGCUGACCCCUAUGGUGCUGAUGCCGGCUUUGACGAUGGUUAUGAAGAUGACCUCUACGGGGCCGCUUCGGCUCAGGGAAUUUACCGCCGCGAUAUCAAUGAUGCUAACGGCCAGGAUGGCACCGAAUACUCUGACAGCUCCGACGACGAGUUCUUCGACGCCCAAGAGUCACUCAACGCCGAUGUAAACUCUGUUAACCAAAACGACGACGACUACGGCGACGAAGCGGAUUCUUUGUACAAGCGUGACGACCCGUACGACGACGACGACGCCGACGAGGACGAGGACGACGAUGAGUACUCAAGCAUUUUCAAUGAUGAAGAGCAUCCUGAUAACACUGACCUCUCUAGGCGCCAAUCUACCGAGCAACCUCUGGUCUACGAUGAUAUAACUGAUGAAGACGCAGUGGCCGAGAUCAUGAAGAGGUUUGUCCCAGCUCGUCGCGUCAAGCGCAGCUGGAGGGCGUGA
Molecule: messenger RNA, 2385 nt
Organism: Pyricularia grisea
Lineage: Eukaryota; Fungi; Ascomycota; Sordariomycetes; Magnaporthales; Pyriculariaceae
Exons: 1
Coding region: 1-2385 (794 amino acids)
Source: RefSeq, a predicted model, not a curated record